AAUUCUUGACGAGAUUAUUGCAGUGUUUCCCAUCGGAUUGGUAUCCUGGUGCACACUGCGCAAACUCGAAGUGUGUGUCGUGUCUUCAGUGAAUUUGCAGUGCUGUCGGUCUGCAACAAUUGAGAACAGUAUGUCAAAUCCGUGUCAUGUUUUGCGAGUGAAGGCGCUUUAUCGACGAAUACUGUUUCUGCACAAAUUUCUGCCUGUGCACUUGAAAGCCUUGGGAGAUCAGUAUGUAAAAGACGAAUUUAAAAGAAACAAAAAGGCCAGCCCUGAGCAAGCACAGAGUUUUCUGGCAGAAUGGGAGAUAUAUAAGGACACACUACAAAACCAGGUGACAGAGAUUUUGAGAAAUAAGCCAAAUGGAAUUCAAGUUGGAGUGAACCUUACAGAUGCACAGUUAAACCAGUUUCAAGAAGAACAGAUUGGGCAAUUGUAUCAGCUGAUGACAGAAUCAACCAAACCUUGUCAACAGUUUAAUAUUCAGGACAGUCCUGAUCACAAGUGAUCACUGCAUUGUUUCCAGGAUGCCAAGAAAGACAUUUGAUUUUCUCUUGCAAAGGAAAAAUGUGCCAUGAUUUUGUGUUCCUCUUCAUACUGUAAAACACCUCUCCUGUAAAAGCACAUUUGAUUUCUUUAGUGUUUAAUAUGUACAUACAGCACAUCCUAACUGGGAUGCCAGUCUAUCACUUGGCACAUUCACUCACCCACAAAUACUCAUUAGCACUGGGCCAGUUUCGUUUUACAAAUCAAUCCAAAUGCAUCUCUGUACUAUGGGAGGAAAGCUACUUGAGCACACGGAGAUCAUGUACUGUAAAACACGCACCUCUACUGUCUGCACCACCAUGUUGCCCAGUAAAUUCUCAGCGUAUUCCUUACAAAGAUUAUCAGCAUUGUUUAUUAAAUGGAAGGCCUUAAUUAAAUGAUUUAGCUUAUACAGUAUUGGUCAUCUAAUUUUAAUAAUAAAUGGUAUUUUAAAACCCUUGGACUAUGACCUCCUAUCAGCUUAAUAAAAAAGUUAAAAAAAAUUACAGAACUGGAUAGCUUACACUGAAAAAAAAUGUGUAACAUCAAACAAUGUUCUCUCUUAAAUUCUUUUUAAAAGUUUAAAAUCAAACAAUGUUUGAAACUUCCAAGAUAUUUAGAGAAGUGUACAGGAGGAGUGAUGUAGAAUUUAAUUUUCCAUUCAAUUUCGAACUUGCAAAACUCAUAUAUUUGGGCCAAACAAAAGCAGUAAAGAAUUUAUACAAUUCUGUUUUUUAUGGCUAUUAUGUGUGUUUUGUUAAUUUAAGAUUUGAAGACUUUAAUUUUUCUUAACAUUUUCCAAAAAUAGUAGUAUUUAUUAUUUUGCCUAUUUUUCUAAGAAUGUACUGUAUCAUGGAAAUAUUGUAUUAUGAAUUCUGUAUCACAAUAUGCAUUGUGUCUGGAUUAAAUGAAUCGACACCUGCCCAGUAUAGAUCUAUAUUGGGCUUGGAGAAGAAUGUGCCCACAGUCAGGGUACCACAUUCAACCUAGUGGUGCUGUUACCAGUUGUAUAGUAAAACACUUGAUUGAGAAGGUGAUAGAGUUGAAAACCUAAAUGACCAAAGCCGAUCAAAUCACACUCGUAACUAACUUUUCGAUUGCACCAACCACCACCACAAGAUGACUGACAGAUGAAAUCAGUGGUAUGACAGACAAUAAACACUUGACAAUCUCA
Molecule: messenger RNA, 1699 nt
Organism: Polypterus senegalus (gray bichir)
Lineage: Eukaryota; Metazoa; Chordata; Cladistia; Polypteriformes; Polypteridae
Gene: sdhaf3
Product: succinate dehydrogenase complex assembly factor 3
Exons: 3
Coding region: 131-508 (125 amino acids)
Biological process (GO): succinate metabolic process; mitochondrial respiratory chain complex II assembly
Cellular component (GO): mitochondrion; mitochondrial intermembrane space
Source: RefSeq, a predicted model, not a curated record